This is a messenger RNA of Prunus armeniaca (apricot), 198 nucleotides long. Lineage: Eukaryota; Viridiplantae; Streptophyta; Magnoliopsida; Rosales; Rosaceae. The record is from the annotation of a GenBank genome assembly.
AUGGAAUCCACGAUCAAGCAUGCUGUGGUGGUGAAAGUUAUGGGUCGGACUGGAUCUCGAGGGCAGGUGACUCAAGUGAGAGUCAAGUUUCUGGAUGAUCAGAAUCGUUUCAUCAUGAGGAAUGUCAAAGGACCAGUGAGGGAGGGGGAUAUCCUUACCUUGCUCGAGUCUGAGAGGGAAGCCAGAAGAUUGCGUUGA